This is a messenger RNA of Python bivittatus (Burmese python), 1721 nucleotides long. RefSeq names its product basic leucine zipper ATF-like transcription factor (gene BATF). Gene Ontology annotation, molecular function: RNA polymerase II cis-regulatory region sequence-specific DNA binding; DNA-binding transcription factor activity, RNA polymerase II-specific. Gene Ontology annotation, biological process: regulation of transcription by RNA polymerase II. NCBI's taxonomy places the organism in Eukaryota, Metazoa, Chordata, Lepidosauria, Squamata, Pythonidae. The record is from RefSeq and is a predicted model, not a curated record. Gene Ontology annotation, cellular component: nucleus.
AAACCACAUCAGCUAAGCCCUAAAGGGAGGCGAAGACCCGCGCGAGAUGCAUUGGUCCGUAGGCCGAGGAACGUAGCCGCUGGCAGGCGCGGUGCGAGAAGAGCGGAGAAAGUGACCGGCCGGCUCAGCGCCCGGGAGAGAAAGGGAGAGGAAGGGUCAGGCUAAAGGAAAAGGCGGAGAAAGACCGCGAAGGCCUGAAGGAAGGAGAGGGAGUCGACAGGCAGGGGGUGCUGUGAGCCAUGCCCCAUAGCUCUGACAGCAGUGACUCCAGCAGCUUCAGCCAGUCCUCUUCAUCCAGCAAACAGGAAUCUUCUGAUGAGAUGAGGAAAGUACAAAGAAGAGAAAAGAAUCGCAUUGCAGCUCAGAAGAGUCGGCAGAGACAGACACAGAAAGCAGAUCACCUGCACUUGGAGAGUGAAGACUUGGAGAGACAGAAUGCUGCUUUGCGGCGGGAAAUCAAACACUUGACAGAGGAACUGAAGCACUUUUCUACGGUGCUGAAUUCCCAUGAGACUCACUGCUCGAUUCUCCAGACACAACCCCCAGCGCCUUCAGAAGUGCUUUUUACCCCACUUGCUUUUCCUCAGAGCCACAUCAGCUCCCCUUGUUUCCAACACUGAUAUCAACCACUUGGACUGGAAAAAGCUUGGAUUCCAUACCUAAAACAGUGAGAGGAGAUCUCUCACUUGGACAACUCAGGGUAUCCCCAUGACCAGAAUGAGGAGUAAAAAUGUCUCGGAUCUGGCCUUGGGCUGAUAUCAGGACACAGAAGUGUUUCUGCAAAGGGCUUGUGUUGGUGAAUGAGAUCCAGAGAACAAGAUAACCCUAUAUUUCUGUUAUUUGCACUGAAGUACUGCAUACCGAAGCAUUUUCCUUUGCAAAAAUGUAUGCUACUGGCUCUACUAAUGGUGACUCUCAGGAACUAGCUGAAAGUAUUUCAUUGUUUUCUAAAAUAAAGUUUCUUUUUUUAAAAAAAAUCACACAUUUUAUUUUAAAGUCUGAUUUUUGCUUUCAUUUCUGUCAACUCCCCCCCCAAAACCAAAAAAACAAAAAAUAUCCAAAUCCAUAAGAAAUGGGCAAGCAAAACAUUGAGAAUUGUAGAAGUCUAUGAGCCAAACAUUGGUUGUAUUUGCACAGCACAGCAAACUGCAAACCACACAGCCACAUUUUACCUUAGUGUGUCCUGCAGUCCCAGCCUUUGCAGUUAGUUCAAUGUGUUGUGCAAACCUAGGGAAUUGGGUUAAUUCUAUUAACGGUGAUUCACCAUGGAUGCAUUGUAUGAAUGCAGCCACAGUAUUACACUAAUCAUAUAAUUAGCAGGUGUCUUUUUUUCUAAAUGUUAGUUAUGAAUGCAAGGUGGGGAUGGGAGGCAACCAGAACUGCAGGAGCUGAGAGACAAAUAUUCUUUGUCCCUCUCCUAGUCCGGAUUUAGAACUCCAUAGCUAUCCUAUUAUUUGUUCUGAAAGAAAAUUAUUCUGCAUGAUAGAAAAUAUAGGAUUAUAAAAGCUGCUAAUCAUAAGGGAUGCAAAUUGCGUGGUCCAUUAAUCAAUUUGGGAGUGUGUUUCACCACCUGAAUAUGGUAACACUAUGAUGCAGAAGUCAGAAGUAACAUCCAUUUAUGCUGUUGAAAUAAUUAUAUAAAAGCACCAGAACUAUAAUGUUUUCUCCAAGUGACUUUUAGUCCCUUCAAUGUAUUAUCGCAGUUGACAGAUUCUUGCAUU